AAAUUAUGGCAACAUUGUACAGUUUGGAAUAUUAUUGACAAUUCGACUUCCGGUAGUUCUUUCUAGUUUUGACAGCUUUCAAAAGCAAAGGCUGAACCAUGGCUCCCAGGAAAAACAAAGUUGCAAAAGAGGAGGUCCAAGUGACCCUUGGUCCCCAGCACUUGGUCGGCGAGACAGUGUUUGGAGUCGCCCACAUUUUUGCUUCUUUCAAUGACACAUUCGUGCAUGUCACCGACUUGUCUGGUCGGGAGACCAUCGCCAGAGUCACCGGUGGCAUGAAAGUCAAAGCUGAUCGUGAUGAAGCUUCACCCUACGCCGCUAUGUUGGCCGCUCAGGAUGUUGCUGAAAAAUGCAAAACUCUUGGCAUCACAGCCCUCCACAUUAAGCUGCGUGCUACUGGAGGCAACAAGACCAAGACCCCCGGGCCCGGAGCCCAGUCGGCCCUGCGAGCGCUGGCCCGUUCCAGCAUGAAGAUCGGCCGCAUUGAAGAUGUGACCCCCGUGCCCUCAGACUCCACCCGCAGGAAGGGAGGUAGACGAGGACGCAGGCUGUAAAUCUUUAGCUUUAAGCAACUGUGGACUUCAAUAAAUAAGUUUACGGUUA
Ostrinia furnacalis (Asian corn borer) is the source of this 603-nucleotide messenger RNA. It is a transcript of the gene RpS14, whose product is annotated as ribosomal protein S14. Gene Ontology annotation, molecular function: structural constituent of ribosome. NCBI's taxonomy places the organism in Eukaryota, Metazoa, Arthropoda, Insecta, Lepidoptera, Crambidae. Gene Ontology annotation, biological process: translation. The record is from RefSeq and is a predicted model, not a curated record. Bases 99 to 554 code for a protein of 151 amino acids. Gene Ontology annotation, cellular component: ribosome. The transcript is spliced from 3 exons.